Molecule: messenger RNA, 3498 nt
Organism: Ricinus communis (castor bean)
Lineage: Eukaryota; Viridiplantae; Streptophyta; Magnoliopsida; Malpighiales; Euphorbiaceae
Product: receptor-like protein kinase HSL1
Exons: 2
Coding region: 218-3202 (994 amino acids)
Biological process (GO): protein phosphorylation
Molecular function (GO): ATP binding; receptor serine/threonine kinase binding; protein kinase activity
Source: RefSeq, a predicted model, not a curated record
AUGUGGAUGGAUAGAGGGGGAGAAAGGAAGAGCCCACACCAAUAAUCUGAAUUAUGCGAUGGUGGUGGUAAAGUGAAAUCUAAACAUUCUCUCUCUUCUCAAAUCUCCUUUUUCCACUUUUUCAAUUUCAACUCUCUUAUAUACCUGUUACAUUUACACCUCUCUCAAACCUCACCAUUCCUCUCAAUCAAACAAACUAACAAACAAACACCAAACUAUGCUUCUCUUCAUCCUCUUCCCUUUCCUUUCCCUUCUGUUGUUUCCAUCCCCCGCUCUCUCCCUCAACCAAGAAGGCCUCUUCCUUCACCAAAUCAAACUCUCAUUUUCCGACCCAGACUCUUCUCUUUCCUCCUGGUCCGACCGUGACUCCUCCCCGUGUUCCUGGUUUGGCAUAACAUGCGACCCAACAGCUAACUCAGUCACUUCCAUUGACCUUUCCAACGCUAACAUAGCCGGUCCAUUCCCUUCCCUCAUUUGCCGUCUCCAAAACCUUACUUUCCUUUCCUUCAACAACAACUCCAUCGACAGCAUUCUCCCUCUUGACAUUUCCGCCUGCCAAAAUCUCCAGCAUCUUGAUCUUGCUCAAAACUAUCUCACUGGUUCACUCCCUUACACCUUAGCUGACCUCCCUAACCUUAAAUAUCUCGACCUCACCGGUAACAAUUUCUCCGGAGAUAUUCCCGAUUCUUUUGGUCGUUUUCAGAAGCUCGAGGUUAUUUCUUUAGUUUAUAAUCUCUUUGACGGUAUAAUCCCUCCUUUUUUAGGCAACAUUACUACUCUUAAGAUGCUUAAUUUAUCUUACAAUCCUUUUUCACCGAGUCGGAUCCCGCCGGAGCUUGGAAACUUAACCAACUUAGAGAUUCUAUGGCUUACUGAUUGUAACCUAGUUGGUGAAAUACCUGACUCACUCGGUCAACUCAAGAAGCUUCAAGAUUUAGACCUUGCUGUCAACAAUUUAGUUGGUGAAAUCCCGAGUUCACUCACUGAGUUAACCAUCGUUGUCCAAAUUGAGCUCUAUAACAACUCGCUCACCGGCCACUUGCCUUCUGGGUUAGGCAAUUUAUCCGCAUUGAGACUUUUAGACGCUUCUAUGAACGAGUUAACCGGUCCAAUCCCAGACGAGUUAUGUCAGUUGCAGUUAGAAAGUCUCAAUCUUUAUGAAAAUCAUUUUGAGGGGAGGUUGCCUGCAAGCAUUGGUGACUCGAAGAAAUUAUACGAACUCAGGCUGUUUCAAAACCGAUUCAGCGGCGAAUUGCCUCAGAAUCUCGGCAAGAACUCUCCUUUAAGAUGGCUUGACGUGUCAAGCAACAAAUUUACAGGUGAAAUCCCUGAGAGUUUGUGUUCAAAGGGUGAGUUAGAGGAGCUGUUAGUGAUACAUAACUCAUUUUCUGGUCAAAUACCUGAAAGUUUAAGUCUAUGCAAGAGUUUGACCCGGGUCCGAUUGGGUUAUAAUCGGUUAUCAGGUGAAGUGCCAUCUGGGUUUUGGGGUUUGCCUCAUGUUUAUCUUGUUGAGCUUGUCAAUAAUUCAUUUACUGGUCAAAUUGGCAAAACUAUUGCUGGUGCUGCUAAUUUAUCACAGUUGAUUAUUGAUAAUAAUCGUUUUAAUGGAAGUUUACCUGAAGAGAUUGGUUGGUUAGAGAAUCUUGGGUCUUUUUCUGGCAGUGGAAAUGAGUUUACUGGAUCUUUGCCUGGGAGUAUAGUGAACUUAAAGCAGCUUGGAAAUCUUGAUCUUCAUGGUAAUUUGCUUUCUGGUGAGUUGCCAAGUGGAAUUGAUUCUUGGAAGAAAAUAAAUGAGCUAAAUUUGGCUAAUAAUGAGUUUUCAGGCAAGAUUCCUGAUGAAAUUGGAAGAUUGCCUGUGCUUAAUUAUCUUGAUUUGUCUAGCAACAGGUUUUCUGGGAAAAUCCCCUUUAGCUUGCAGAACUUGAAGCUGAAUCAGCUUAAUUUGUCGAAUAAUCGCCUGUCUGGGGAUAUUCCACCUUUUUUUGCUAAAGAAAUGUACAAAAGUAGCUUUCUUGGGAAUCCUGGUUUAUGUGGAGAUAUUGAUGGUUUGUGUGAUGGAAGAAGUGAAGGUAAAGGUGAAGGUUAUGCUUGGUUGUUGAAGUCAAUUUUUAUUCUUGCUGCUUUAGUUCUUGUUAUUGGUGUUGUUUGGUUCUAUUUCAAGUACAGGAAUUACAAGAAUGCAAGAGCUAUUGACAAAUCUAGAUGGACUUUGAUGUCGUUUCACAAAUUGGGUUUUAGUGAAUUUGAGAUCUUGGCUUCUCUUGAUGAGGAUAAUGUAAUUGGUAGCGGAGCAUCUGGGAAAGUAUACAAGGUUGUUCUUAGCAAUGGUGAGGCAGUUGCAGUGAAGAAGCUAUGGGGAGGAAGCAAAAAGGGAAGUGAUGAAAGUGAUGUUGAGAAAGGUCAGGUUCAGGAUGAUGGGUUUGGGGCUGAGGUUGAUACUUUGGGUAAGAUUAGGCACAAGAAUAUAGUUAAGUUAUGGUGUUGCUGCUCUACUAGAGACUGUAAACUUUUGGUAUACGAGUACAUGCCUAAUGGAAGCUUGGGUGAUCUGUUGCAUGGUAGCAAAGGUGGGUUGUUAGAUUGGCCAACGAGGUACAAGAUCCUUUUAGAUGCGGCUGAGGGGCUUUCCUAUUUGCAUCAUGAUUGUGUUCCUCCGAUUGUGCAUAGAGAUGUCAAGUCCAACAAUAUUUUGUUGGAUGGAGAUUAUGGUGCACGGGUUGCUGAUUUUGGUGUAGCCAAGGUGGUUGAUUCAACUGGAAAGCCAAAAUCUAUGUCUGUGAUUGCAGGGUCUUGUGGCUAUAUUGCUCCAGAGUAUGCCUACACACUUAGAGUGAAUGAGAAGAGUGAUAUCUACAGCUUUGGUGUGGUUAUUCUUGAGUUGGUCACAAGGAGACUUCCAGUAGAUCCAGAAUUCGGCGAGAAAGACUUGGUCAAGUGGGUGUGCACCACUCUAGACCAGAAAGGAGUGGAUCAUGUUAUUGAUUCCAAAUUAGAUUCUUGUUUCAAGGCAGAGAUAUGCAAGGUUCUCAACAUUGGCAUUCUCUGUACCAGUCCACUACCCAUCAACCGCCCCUCCAUGAGAAGAGUGGUAAAAAUGCUGCAAGAGAUUCGGCCAGAAAACAUGCCAAAGGCUGCUAAAAAGGAUGGGAAAUUAACCCCGUAUUACUAUGAAGAUGCCUCAGAUCAAGGAAGUGUAGCUUGAGUGUUACGAUCCUUUUUUUUUUGGGCAAGCGAGGAAAAGCUCCUCAGUUCUUCUGGGCCAGCUUCCCAGUUUUUACCUUGAGUUUGGUGUUUGCAUUACAAAAAUGAAAGAAAGAUGAAUCUUUCUUCCCAUACAGAUAGAGUAGUUGACGGGAAGGGAAAAAAGGAUAGUGAGAAAAGUGAAAAAAUGAAAGGGAAGGAGGUGUUAAGUUAUUAACGAGGAGUUCUUGUACCCGUGUAAAGUAAUUACUGUUGAGAGUAUUUAAUACUAUAUUUAGUAAUGAGUUCUUCUCUUUA